AUGGAGCAUGCUGCCUUCAGCAGAACACUACCGUCAGCCAAGCAACCUGCUGAGGAAGUGCUGGAGUUUUUUGAACCUCUUGAUUUACCCCCAAGUCUUUAUUUCUCAGCCUGCGUCACUGAAUUUUUGUUAGUUACGAAACAGUUCAGAGAGCUGAGCGAGAUGAGAGAUCAGGUCCUGGCAGAUCGAUCUGGGAAGUUUCAGUCGCCAUACGCGUCGGCACAGUGUAUAUCAGUACCCAACGCCUUUAAUUCACCACUACAUUCGAUCCUCAAUCCAGAUUGCACUGUCCGGGAAUCGUACAAAAUUAAUCAAAGCCCGACACCAGCGACCCUAUACAAGGCCGACACCACCAGAAUGGUGUGUUUGUUCUACAUCCAUGCGACCCUCUGGAGGUAUAGACAUCAGCCAGAGCAGACGGAUGCAUACAUGCAGCACGUGGUGCGGGACGUACAGCGUAAUGGGCUUGAGUCGAGUAAAAGCCUAGAUGCGCUAAACUGGGUGUUGGUCUGGCUUUGCCUGAGCGACGAAUUCCUGAAGGCAAAUAACAACGAAAUGGGAUGGCAGGAGCUAACAAGAUUGAUCUUGCGGUUGGUGCGUGUUGCGCGAAGAUUGAGCAAGCAAAUCCACAGGAAUCUCGAGUUCGCCAUGUUUGAAAGCCUUCUAGGUAAACAACAUUCAUUUGUGGCUAGUGGCGUUGCUUGUAUGCAGCAUUUUGACACAACCACUGAAGAUUGCAGGUGGCCUGAUCCUGAGGCAGUCUGGAAGGAAUUCAUGGGAUAG
This is a messenger RNA of Cladophialophora bantiana CBS 173.52, 783 nucleotides long. RefSeq lists its product as uncharacterized. The record is from RefSeq and is a predicted model, not a curated record. Bases 1 to 783 code for a protein of 260 amino acids. NCBI's taxonomy places the organism in Eukaryota, Fungi, Ascomycota, Eurotiomycetes, Chaetothyriales, Herpotrichiellaceae. The transcript has a single exon.